AUGACCUCCGCCGAGAUCUCCUGGCUGUCCGCCGCCAACAAUCUCGCCGCCGGCUCCUUUCUCCUGCUGUUCGGUCGUGUAGCGGAUCUGUUUGGACGGCGGUGGUUGCUGAUUGCUGCGCUGGCGAGCUUUGCGGUGUUCAGUAUUGUCGCUGGUUUUGCGACGAAUGCGGUCUAUCUGGAUGUGAUGAGUGGACUGCAGGGGAUUAGUUGCGCGGCGGCCGUGCCGCCGGCGUUGGGGAAGUUGGGUGGGGUGUACAGGGUGCCGAGCUGGAGGAAGAAUAGAGCGUUCGCGUGUUUCUCGGCUGGAUAUCCAGUCGGGUUCGUCUUAGGAGGAUUCAUCGCUGGGGUGGCGACGGACGUAGGGACGUGGAGGGUGUCGUUCUGGGCGAUGGGCGUGCUGUACGCCGUAUUUGCGGUUGCGGCAUGGUGGACCGUGCCUAGCGAUGGUGAGCAGAGUUUGGGUGGGUGGAAUAUGAAGACGUUAAGACAAUUUGAUCUGGUAGGGGCGGUGUUGACGGUUGCGGGGAUGGGGAUGUUCACCGCGAGCUUCACGUUGACGGGGGAUUCGGAGGGGGGCUGGCGGGAGGGCUAUGUUCUGGCGCUCUUGAUCGUUGGGGCGAUCCUGAUCGGGACUUUCAUUUACUGGCAGAGUAUCUGUCGGAAUCCUCUGAUGCCGUUGGGCGUGUUCAAGGAUCGGAAUUUCUCGAUUCUGGUCUUUGCACUUUGCAUAGGAAACCUGAGUUUCGGAGGGAAUUUGUUCUGGAUAAGUCUUCUGUGGCAACGGGUUGAGCGCCAGAAGCCUUUGAUGGUGGCUGUCAGGCUCCUCCCCGCGGGUGUGGGAGGCAUCGUGGUCAAUGCUGUGGCUGGCUUGGUCAUGCACAAGGUCAGCAACAAAUUAUUGAUGGUUGUCGGCACAGCCAGUCUGGUCGUUGCGAGCGCGUUAUGGAGUGCCACAGGUCCUGGACUGAGUUAUUGGGCUCUGAGCUUCCCGGCCCUGCUAUGCUCGGUCAUUGGAGUGGACUUCCAGUUCACCGUCACAAACAUGUAUGUGUUGAGUUCGAUGUCUUCUGAUCAACAGUCUGUCGCUGGAGGCAUGUUUAACACCAUUGCCCGCAUAGCUUCGACGAUUGCCCUUGGGAUUCAGACGGCUGUCUACGAAGGCGCUGGUGGGACAGCAGACGGCGCGGAUGCUCUCCAGUAUCGGCCAUACCAAGCAACCUUCUGGUUCAGUUUGGGCGCGACUUUUCUCGGUCUGGUCGCGGUACCAUUCCUUACCAUAGGCACGCAAGGAGCCAAGAAGAAGACCCCUUAG
Molecule: messenger RNA, 1314 nt
Organism: Cyphellophora attinorum
Lineage: Eukaryota; Fungi; Ascomycota; Eurotiomycetes; Chaetothyriales; Cyphellophoraceae
Product: Drug resistance protein
Exons: 2
Coding region: 1-1314 (437 amino acids)
Biological process (GO): transmembrane transport
Cellular component (GO): membrane
Molecular function (GO): transmembrane transporter activity
Source: RefSeq, a predicted model, not a curated record